Molecule: messenger RNA, 216 nt
Organism: Morchella importuna
Lineage: Eukaryota; Fungi; Ascomycota; Pezizomycetes; Pezizales; Morchellaceae
Exons: 2
Coding region: 1-216 (71 amino acids)
Source: RefSeq, a predicted model, not a curated record
AUGUGGAGUGCUUGUGACGAAGCCCAGAGGUCGUAUCGCUUCCUAUCUUCCAACGACCCCGCACAAAAUGCUCAGGGCGGUGUGAGUGAGGUGGACAAAGACACCCCAUUUGAGCUAGUCGGAGAGGGGGAGGCCAUACAACGACAAACACUUACUGCCCACCAUUCCAUACCAAACUAUUUUCCAACUUUAACCCCACAAACCUUCAAACCAUAA